This is a messenger RNA of Penicillium taxi, 1362 nucleotides long. Its product is annotated as glycoside hydrolase family 76 protein. NCBI's taxonomy places the organism in Eukaryota, Fungi, Ascomycota, Eurotiomycetes, Eurotiales, Aspergillaceae. The coding region runs from base 1 to 1362 and encodes 453 amino acids. Gene Ontology annotation, molecular function: mannan endo-1,6-alpha-mannosidase activity. The record is from RefSeq and is a predicted model, not a curated record. The transcript is spliced from 4 exons. Gene Ontology annotation, biological process: carbohydrate catabolic process; fungal-type cell wall biogenesis.
AUGCAUCUUCCCGGUCCCUGGUCCCUGCUUAAGGGCCUGCUGGUCACGCUACUUGUAUCAGAUCGUGUACAUGCAAUUGAUCUCGAUAUCACAAGCGAAGAUUCUAUUAAGGAUGCCGCCUCGACAUCAGUAUAUGCCAUGAUGACCUACUACAAGGGAAACUUAACAGGUCACAUCCCCGGAGCAUUUGCCAGUAAAUGGUGGGAGGGAUCAGCGCUAUUCUUGGCGCUACUUCAGUACUGGCAUUUCACCGGCGAUUCUACCUAUAAUGAGGAAAUGCGUAUCGGAAUGCAGUGGCAGGCGGGUAGCGGCGAUUAUAUGCCUAAUAAUUACAGUAGUUACCUGGGAAAUGAUGAUCAAAUGUUUUGGGGCCUUGCGGCCAUAAUGGCGGCAGAGGUCAAUUUCAACGACUCUUCAUCUGGAUACUCAUGGUUGUCUUUGGCGCAGGGCGUCUUCAACACUCAGAUCAACAGAUGGGAUAAGACUGCCUGCAGUGGAGGAAUGCGUUGGCAAAUCUGGCCCUACCAGUCCGGCUAUACUAUGAAAAACUCGAUUGCGAAUGGAGGCCUAUUCCAACUGGCGGCACGACUUGCUCGCUAUACUGGUUCAACCACCUACUCAAAUUGGGCAAUCAAGAUCUGGGACUGGUCUUUAUCCACGCCACUGCUUAGCAACACGACCUGGAACGUCGCCGAUUCGACUAACAUGGAAGACAGCUGUUCUACACAAGGAAAUACACAGUGGAGUUAUAAUUACGGUACUUACUUGAUGGGCGCUGCUUAUAUGUAUAACUAUACUAACGGCAGCUCUACCUGGCUUACUGCGGUAAAUGGACUAUUGAACAAAACCCUCGACACCUUCAUUGUGGAUGGAGUUCUAAAGGAAGUCACUUGUGAACCGUCAGAAAUGUGUAACGACAACGAGAUUCUCUUCAAGGGACUCGUCUCGUCCUGGUUAUCUUUCACUGCGAUUUUAGUCCCAUCAACAUACUCCACUAUUCUCCCAUACCUCCAAAAAUCCGCAAAAGCAGCCGCUCUAUCCUGCACUGGUCACAACAAUAACACCUGCGGAGUUCGUUGGUACCUAUCCAAGUAUGACGGCUGGAUUGGUAUGGAAGAGGAGAUUUCCGCAACAAAUAUCUUCGUCGCGAACCUGAUAGCCUUUCAAAAGUCGGGUCCUGUCUCAUCCAGUACUGGAGGAACUAGUACCAGUGAUCCUACCGCUGGUGAAAAUGACACAACCUCUUCGACUGAGAAGCAGUCGACUAUAACAACGGGUGACAGGGCUGGGGCUGGUAUCUUGACCUUUGUCUUCGCCCUUGGCUGGAUCGGCUUGAUGGCUUGGACUGUCAAAGGGGCUUGA